Molecule: messenger RNA, 3533 nt
Organism: Schistosoma rodhaini
Lineage: Eukaryota; Metazoa; Platyhelminthes; Trematoda; Strigeidida; Schistosomatidae
Source: the annotation of a GenBank genome assembly
UGAACCAAUCAUCUAAUGAUUAAAAUAUCUAACUGAUAUUUGAUUGGUGUUCAGUAUGACAUUGAAAUUUAAUUCUCAUUUAAAUAGCUUAGAUACAUUUUGUAAAUUAAAAAAAGUACCUGAAUUAUGUUCUUUUCACAAUUAAAUAUAAUUUGGUUCUCAUUCAUAUCCAGGAACAUAAUUGAUAAAAUUUCAUUGUGUAUAACUUAGCAGAAAGUAUAUUAUUGAUGAGGGAAUGUAUGAUUCACAAUUUUAUGGCAGAAUAUUUAUUUAGUCAAUUGAGGACUUUUGAUUUGAUAACAUUUACACUGGAAUUUGAGAACAAAGAAAUUUUAAUUAUUCGUCUUAUCACAUUGAUUUUAACCGUCAAAAUGCUUUAUACAACAUCAUUAAUGAAAGUAAUUCCACAGAGUCCUAAAAAUAUAGAAUCAGAUAAAUUUAUAUUUUCGUCGACUCCAGAGAUCUUACAUGAAACAAAUCGAAGUCGUGAUUUUUUUGGUUUCAUAAAACGACGUACAACUCAUGAGAAAAGUAUUUAUUCACGUCAUCCACUGUACCAUCAUGCUCCACACUGUCAUCAUCAACAACACCAUCGACGUUAUCAUAGUCAUAUACGUAAAGAAUGCCCAUAUCUAUGUAUAACUCAUAAACCUAGUACAUCAAAAUCUCAAGUAACAAUCCACAAAUCAAUAAGUAAGCAACUUUCUUUACCAGUUGAUUAUACAGAUGAGCAAAAAUCAUUUUAUUCUUCUUCUGGAUUAUUACAAACUAAUUCUAUUUUAGAUGAUGAUAUCGAGUCUGGAUUAAACAUACAUGACGAUGAUUUGCAUUCAUAUGUAAGUAUACCUAAAUGCAAUAUAACAAGCGAGAGACCAAAAUCCUAUCUCUCAGGUAGUUCUUCUUCUUUAACCUCUUGUUUAAGAUGUCUAAAUUCAGACCAUACCGUAUCAUCUCAUACAAAAGCUAUUGAUGAGAUAAAUUAUGAUUCAGAACCACAGUGUUCACGUAGUUCUGUUAUAUCAAAUACAUCAAAAUUAAAAUAUUUCGAUGAUACAGAUGCGAGUAAUUUGUUUGAUGAAGUACAGAAAGAUACACUUAAAGAUCGUCUACUUUAUUUUCCUAAAAUAAGUAAUCAAUUAUUGUUGACAAAUCCUACAAGACGUCCAUUUAAUUCUAAUCAUAAUAAUUCAGAUGAGAUUGAAAAGCAUGAUACUACUAGUGUAAUAGAUGCUAAAUUUUCACUACCAAAAAAAGAAUUGAAGUUUGCUGUACCAGAAUUUUUAAUGCCCAUUAUAGAUCGUCGUACAUCAUCACAAAUAGUUAAUGUUAAACAGAUAUCUGUAUCGACAUUAAAUAUUGAAAAUAAAUUGUUGAAAAGACGAAAAACUAUUAAAGAACGUUUCAAACAAUUACACAGUGAUUAUGAUGGUAGCAAAUUUUGGAAUAAAUUAAAUAAAAAUUUUAAAAUAAAUGAAGUUCAGAAUUUAUCCAGUACUAGAUCAAGGUCAAGUAUGGCUAUUUCCAUGGAUUAUACACAUAAUAAAGAUUCAGUUUCACGAUCUAGUAAUACAUCAUGUGAUGAUUGUAGACGAAUUACAAUUAAUGUAAGUGGUUUAAAAUUUGAAACAUGGCUAACUGUACUUGAACGUCAUCCAACCACCUUAUUAGGUGAUUAUAAUAAACGUAAACCAUUUUAUGAUGAAUAUCGUAAAGAAUAUUUUUUCGAUAGGCAUAGACCUAGUUUCGAAGCAAUAUUUAAUUAUUAUCAAUAUGGUGGUCGAUUAAAACGACCAGCUAUAGUUUCUGAUGAUGUCUUUCUUACUGAAUUAGAAUUUUUUCAAAUUGAAUCUGAAGCAUUAGAUGUAUAUAAAAAAAAUGAAGGUUAUGUACCGGAUAUUAUUGUUCUACCAGAAAAUUUAAUAAAACGUAAAUUAUGGAUGUUAUUUGAAUAUCCAGAAACAUCUAUACUGGCAUUUACUUUUUCAAUGGCUUCAUUUAUUUUUACUGUUAUUUCUAUUAUAUUAUUUUGUAUUGAAACAUUACCAGUUUAUGCUCAAACACAUUGUGAACCUGGAGCAAAACCAAAUUUUCGUGAUCCAUUUUUUAUUAUUGAAACAUUAUGUACAUUUUGGUUUACUAUAGAAAUUUUUAUACGUUUUAUUAGUUGUCCAAGUAAAAAAAUAUUUAUUAAAGAUAUUAAAAAUUUAAUUGAUUUAGCUGCAAUUGUACCAUAUUAUAUAACAUUAUUUAAUGUUUUAAUCACAUUUAGUUGUGAAGGUGCUAAGAAUAGUGCUAGUUUAGCAUUUCUACGUGUAAUACGUUUAAUUCGAGUAUUUAAAUUAACAAAACAUUCAUCUGGUUUACAAGUACUUGUAUUAACAUUUAAAGAAAGUAUUGAAGGAUUAAGUUUAUUUCUUGUUGCUUUUAUUGUUUGUAUAUUAGUAUUUUCUAGUACAAUUUAUUAUGUAGAAAUUGAUAGAAAAGGUUCACAAAUUGAAAGUAUACCAGAUGCAUUUUGGUGGGCUGUAAUUACAAUGUGUACUGUUGGUUAUGGUGAUAAAGUACCAAAAGGACCAUUAGGAAAAGUUGUUGGUAGUGUAUGUGCUGUAGCUGGUGUAUUAACAUUAGCUAUUCCAGUACCAAUUAUUACAGAAAAUUUUAAUAAAUUUUAUGCUCAUAAAACCGGUCGUGGUAGAAGAUAAAUUCAUUUAGCAUAAUCUUUUCUUCAUGUUUUAUGUAUGUAUGUAUGUAUGAAUGUAUGUGUGUGUGUAUGUCAUUCGUAUAUUUCAUUCAAUUUACACAAAUCAUUUAAGAUAACAAUACCAAUCACAAUUUUGUCAAAUUAGUUGUAUCAUUUACUUUAAUGUAACCUUAUUGUUACUAACACUAUUUUUGACUAUUAAUCUUUUUUAUUUAUUAUUUAUAUUGAAUCAAAACAUGUCACAAUUCCAUAGAUACACAUUCAACAUAUUCUUACAAGGUCUCAUCUCAUAUUUGUUGAUUUCAACUUUACAAAUAGUCAACUCUAUUCAACAGUUUAUUACUUAUAUUCCUACAAAUGAACGAAAAAAACGAAACAAAACAAGAAAUAUUUCGAUUUAGUUUCCUUUCCUUUUCUAUGACUUCGGUACUUAGUUUCUCUGUUGAAUGGUUAAUGUGUAGAAUUUCAAAUUGUGAAUAACCUUCUCACUCUCUAAUACCUUUGUAUACAGUUUAUAUAUAUAUAUAUAUAUAUAUAUAUAUAUAUAUUCUUAUUAUGAUAUAUAAUAUCAUAAAUAAAUGUAAACACUAUGUAAUAUAGUAUUAAUUAGAAUCUAAUUGGUCAGUGUGGAUUUAAUUGUAAAUGAUUACAUAACUAUUACAUAUACAUAAAAACAUAUUUUUAUAACGAAGAAAUUGUUAUAGAUAACCUAACUUAUAUUGUACAUAAAUGAUACUCAAGUUUAUCUUAUGGAAUAAUGGUGUUGUUGUUUUGUUUUGUUUUUUUUUAAAAAAAAACAAGUAAAUACAUAAUAUUUUCUAUCCAAUGAAAA